Molecule: messenger RNA, 990 nt
Organism: Megalopta genalis
Lineage: Eukaryota; Metazoa; Arthropoda; Insecta; Hymenoptera; Halictidae
Product: prefoldin subunit 5
Biological process (GO): protein folding; RNA polymerase I assembly; RNA polymerase III assembly
Cellular component (GO): cytoplasm; prefoldin complex
Source: RefSeq, a predicted model, not a curated record
ACAUAUACAUACAUGCACGUAUGCGCGUAGAAAAUUUGUUCUCAUAAAAAACACCGCAGCUGCGUGUUGCAUCUCUUCCCUUGUGAAAUACUCUGUGGUUGUCAGUGGGCUCAGUGUUGACCGUUUUUGGUUGUACAGGUGUAGUGUCGAAGUGUGUAUUCAAAGAUUAUUUAGUAUAAAAUAAUUUUGCGUUCACAAAAGGUAUUAGAAAAUGUCGGAAAUUUCGAUGUCAGAAUCACCACAUUUACAACAAAUUGAUCUUACUACUUUGAAUCUUCAACAACUUACAAUUUUGAAACAGCGUCUGGAUCAAGAGCUCGAAGUCUUUCAAGGCUCCUUGCAAACGUUAAAAGUUGCUCAAAGUAAAUUUCAGGAGUCUGGAUCGUGCCUUGAUAAAAUUAAUCCUGCCAUGAACGGCAAUGAAAUUCUUGUACCAUUGACUGGACCAAUGUAUGUUACUGGGAAAUUAGCGGAUACAAAUAAUGUAUUAGAGGACAUUGGAACAGGAUAUUUUGCCGAGAAGAGUGUCGCCGAAGCAAAAGAUUAUUUCGAUAGAAGAGUUGCUUACGUUACAGAACAAAUGGAAAAAAUACAACAACUGGGUCUUGAUAAAUGUAAAGUUAGAGAUGCAACGGCAGAUGUUAUAGAAAUGAAACUUCAAAGUCAAGGGCAGAAAGAAGUUCCGGAGCAUGCAUAAUAUAAUAAAUUUUCUAUGCUAAAGGUGCAAAAUGUGACUUAUUUAUGGUUUAUGCUCGUCGUCAUCAUUAUUAAAUUGUAUCACUUUAUAUUUUGUUAUUAAACUUUGAUAAGUAUAAUUACGCAGCAUGUAAGGAAAGUACAUCUAGAUUUAUAAAAGUAAAUCAUGAUUUAGAAUAUCAUCUGUUUCACAUAGUAUAAAAGAAUAUUAGCUAUUUACACAUUGAUAUAAUAGUUAAUUUUGUACAGCAAGAUAAAUUUUAAUAAAUUAUAAUGAAAUUUUAUUCCAUUCAA